GCUAUGGCUGACAAACAACCGAUGGCAGAGCAUGUUGAUGUCCUGAAACAAUUUGUUGACAAUUUACAGCUUGUUAUUGUUCAGAUUCAAGAUGAUCACAGUUGCAGGCCAGAAGAUGAUGAUGCUACACCCUUUGAUGUGGAUGCAUACUGGACCAGGUUAGGUGCGAUAUACAGAGGUUUGUCGGCUGAAGCAACCAAGUUAUCUUUAGCUUUUUCAUCCCCACCACCACCAACAAAAAAGCAAUGUGAGCCGCUGCUCGGAUCUCUGCAAGGAGUCAUCUUGGCGUUGGUGUCGGCCUACUAUUCCCUCCCUCUGUCACAAGGGUUGACGUUGCGGAAAGCUCUACAGAAUUCAGUCUUGGAGAUCGUUCAACAGGUGAAAAGUCUUGUUCAGAAUGUGGCUCACUUCACCGCAGGGUCAUCUGAACAGCUGCAGACAACAGGUCAAGUCUGGCAACAGGCUGACUCAUUCCCAUCCCUGCCUAAAGACAAUAAAGAGGCCAGUCUGGCUGUUGUUGCCGACACCUCGGAGCUUGUUACUGAUGCUCUGCAGGAACUACAUGAGGCUGUGCACUGUGAAGAAGUGGCUGAUUUUAACGAGAUGCAGGAGAGAGCUGACGACGAACCAGAGGUGUCAUGGAGCGCAGAAGACAAAACUCUUGUCGUGUCGUGUACCGGUCUCAUCAAAACCGUCAAGUCACUGCUCAAGAAGACUGAGUCAGCAGUCAAGUCCCAGGGCAGCUGUCAAUCCAAGAUGGCCGUCGAGGUGCUGGACAAGGUGGUGGAAGCUGUGAUCAGACUGAGUCCGCUAGUUGAUGAUUUGGCGGCCAGUCUGUAUCCACCCAUUUCAGAUGAAGUAGUGAGAGAACAUAGCAACACACUAUCGUCAGAAAUUGCAAACCAUCUUAGUUUUAUGAGAUAUUCCUAUCUGACAACAGAAGAUGACGAACAGUGGAUUGAUUUCUUGAUGAAGGCGAAUGAACACAAUCUGAACAAGAUUGUAAAACUAACAUCCAAUGCCCCUUGAUACAUGAACACACUCUGAACAAGAUUGUAAAACUAACAUCCAAUGCCCCUUGAUACAUGAACACACUCUGAACAAGAUUGUAAAACUAACAUCCAGUGCCGAGUGAUAUGCAAACACAGGGUGUUAAAACUAUGCUUGGUGUGAUAUUUGCGUCAUGUUGCAGCAAAACCUUGUUUUUCUUAAAGUGAUGCAAAUGGAUAUACAGUGAUAUCUCUCAAUACUGGACCCUAUGUAAACUGAAAUUCUCCAAAAAACAGACUUUUUAUCCAUAUAACCAUAAAUAAAAAAUAUGUUGAGUGUAUAGUUCAAUCAAACAUUUCUUCCUUCCUUGUUCUGUCCCAGCAACGGGUAUAUGUGUUCACAUCUGGGGAUGGGUACAUAAAAAGAUUCCUUGCUGCAGUUCUUUAGGAGUAGCCUGUGUGGUGGUUUUACUAUUUCAACCAAGUUAGCAAGUUUUCUCUUACUAUUUAUUUUAACCAAGUGUGCAAGUUUUCUCUUUUACUGUUACAACCAAGUGUGCAAGUUUUCUCUUUUACUGUUACAACCAAGUGUGCAAGUUUUCUCUUUUACUGUUACAACCAAGUGUGCAAGUUUUCUCUUUUACUGUUUCAACCAAGUGUGCAAGUUUUCUCUUUUACUGUUACAGCCAAGUGUGCAAGUUUUCUCUUUUACUGUUAAACCAAGUGUGCAAGUUUCCUGUUUUACUGUUUCAACCCAGUGUACAAGUUUUCUCUUUUACUGUUUCAACCAAGUCAGCAAGUUUUCUCUUUUACUGUUUCAACCAAGUGUAUAAGUUUUCUCUUUUACUGUUUCAACAAAGUCAGCAAGUUUUCUCUUUUACUGUUUCAACCAAGUCAGCAAGUUUUCUCUUUUACUGUUUCAACCCAGUGUACAAAUUUCCUCAUUUACUGUUUCAACCCAGUAUACAAAUUUUCUCUUUUACUAUUUCAACCAAGUCAGCAAGUUUUCUCGUUUACUGUUUCAACCAAGUGUGCAAGUUUCCUCAUUAACUAUUUCAACCAAGUGUGCAAGUUACCUCAUUAACUAUUUCAACCAAGUGUCUGCAAGUUUCCUCAUUAACUAUUUCAACCAAGUGUUAAAAUGAAUCUAAAGAAAAAAACCUUUAUCUGUGAUGAAGACCGUAUCUCCACACAAUGCAGAGUUGAAUGGUCAUUAACCAGUCUACAUGUAUCUAGUGCCUCAUUUAUAGGAAAAAAGCCACUCCUACGGUGAUCCUUUACUGGUCAAUACACCCAUUUGACCACCACAAAGAGGACUGCUACUAUGACUAGUUUACUCAAUUAAGACUAGCACAGAGCAGAGGUCAUUCAGGGCUAGCUCUUGGUAAGUAAAACCAUUCGUAAAAUUAUCUUUAAAUAUGCAAAAUCCACUGUUAUUUUUUUCAACAAUAUACCAAUUAUUACAUGAAAUGUUUUCGCCAAUCGUUCCUGACAUUUGUAAUUGGCGAAUUUGGCGAAUGGCAGAGCUAGCCCUGUGACAUUGGAAUAAAUAUAGCCAAAAAUCUUAGUUUAAAAUGUGCUACGGCGGCGUUAAACAAAUUCUUUUCCUUUCUUCAGUUGGAGACCUAUCGGGUAAAAAUCCACGACAACAAAUUUUCAUAUAACAAUACGUUUAUUUUCUUAUAUGUGCACAUCCGUAAGUUAUACAUUUUCUCAUACUAGUAGGAUAGCAAGAAUAUCGAAAGGGGGAAGGAAAUCGAAUUUCUUAUACAAUAUUCAACAAGUCAUUUGUGCUGGAAGCAACAAGCCUUAGAGCUGUAAAGUCAAGAGAUAUUUUUAGUACAUUGACAGAACCAAGAUAAUUUAAUCUUGUUAUAUACCUAUAAGCUUAUCUUGAAAUCUUUAUUAAAAUAGUUUUUGUAGUUAUAUACCUAUAAGCUUAUCUUGAAAUCUUUAUUAAAAUAGUUUUUGUACACUGUACUUUUGAUCAGUUCACCAAAACAAAUUCCUGUGAUUCACGGGUUACAGGAGACUGACAUUAUCUCGAUCGGAUACAUCUAUAUUUUUGCCUGCUUCAGCUACAUAAAUGUUGAGUCAGCUUACAUAUCAUACCACCAGAUAUUGAGUGGGAAAACUAAGGGGUCGGCGUAUCCAUUGAGUAGGCCAAUACAUGGCGAUAUACAGUAAUUUGUAGCCACCUUCACUUUCUGAUAAGCCAAGUGGUACCACGUGAAAAAUGUCAUAUUCAGUAUGUCUUCUACUAACAGAGGUAGAAACGUAACACUAGCCCCUCACCCCAGACAAACAGAAAUUACUGGAGACCAGUAUAAUUUAAAUGAUGCCAGUCCCACAGGCCAGUUAAAUAUGUUUCAGUGUAAUUAUUAUGCUGUAAUUGUUUUUUUUUCUUUAGAAUAAGCCACAAAUGAUAUAUAUGAACAAUUUUAUAUACAGAUCUCCUUUCUGUCUCAUCUAGAACACUAUUUAUUGCAAAUAAUUUAAAGCUUGAACCAUUGAUUCAAACUUGUGUAGGCAUUAUUCCUAGAUCCAGUGCUACAUAUACAGCUAUUGUUGUCUAUAAUCUUAAGAUAUUUAAAAAUUAUUUGCAAUAAACAAUGAGUUCAGGACAGAACGAAAAGGAGACCCUUUUUAAAAAUGGCCCAUAUUUAUUUGUCAGUCACAUGGCUUCCAACAAAUAAUUGGGGGAGGUGGGGUAGACCCUUUGACCAAUGGAAAUACAUUGUAUAUUGUAAUUUCUAUACUGUACUAAACAUGUGUUACUUUCAGUUAAAGUUUGCCCAUGUCAGAAUCUGUGCCAUAAGUCGGAUCUCAUGUCUUGGCAGGAAUGCCCGACUAUUAUUUGAUAUUAUCCUGUAUCAGUGUACCCCGGUCUUAUAGUAACAUACCUGGAUAAUGUUUUAAUGUUCUAAUUGCCUACAUUUCAUUCUUUUUCUUGGAGAGUAUGCAAAUACUUUGUAAAAAUUAUAUCUAAAAAUAAAUUAUAUUUAAAAAUG
Messenger RNA from Gigantopelta aegis, 4000 nucleotides. Its product is annotated as cyclin-D1-binding protein 1 homolog. The transcript is spliced from 10 exons. The record is from RefSeq and is a predicted model, not a curated record. NCBI's taxonomy places the organism in Eukaryota, Metazoa, Mollusca, Gastropoda, Neomphalida, Peltospiridae. Gene Ontology annotation, cellular component: nucleus. The coding region runs from base 4 to 1029 and encodes 341 amino acids. Gene Ontology annotation, biological process: regulation of cell cycle.